AUGAGCUCAUCUGCUCCAACAAAGGUAGAGCGCCGGAAGCUCCGGAGAGGCACAACAAGCUGCUGGGAAUGCAAGCGGCGGAAAACCCGCUGCCAUUUUGAGCAGAGCAACUCAAGCGCCUGCGUGUCUUGCAAGCGUCGUGGAUGCAAAUGUGUGCUCCAGCAUUUCGACGAGCAGUUCUCGGCUACGGACACAGCGGAUCAGCCGAUUCGAAAUCGAGAUGUUGGUGAGCAGAUGAAUCACCUCGAGGGGUUGGUUGAACGACUCGUACGCCAGUCAACCACCACCAGUACCUCGAUUCGUGAUCCUGACCCCCUCUUACAAGAGCAAAAUCCUUCUCAUGAUACACAAAGCCAUACAUCCACCAACGACGCAGUAAGCAGAAAUGACUCAGCACGGCAAGUUCAGCAAGCGCAAAGUUCCUCCAGUCGUCCACGCAGACUCCUCCCGAAGCUGGACAAGGCACCAACAGGGAGCUCCGUUUCUUCACCAGACAGUCGCUCCAGAUCUUUGAACUCAUUAACACACAAGUAUCCCAAAGGAAUGUUGGCCAACACACCACUCCUCCCACCAGAUCCAAUCAGCGGCUCGCCUCGAUGCAAUUCGCUCACUUUAUUACUACAAUCCAUCCUCCCGUCCGUCAGCAUCACCACUCGCAUCAUGCACCACAACAAGCUGUUAAUGAUGUCCAUGCACGUGUUUCGAGGCCUGUCCACUGAUCCUUUCCGACCUACUCCUCGACAAGUGGCCCGACUAACAUCUCCAACACCAAAUCCUAAGCCAAUUGAACUAGCUCGCAGCCUCUUCCAGCUUGCAAUUUGUCUUCAGCAGUCAGACCGCACGUCUGAAAUCUCAGAAUUAUGUCUUAGUCGCUCCAAUAGUGAUGUUGCAAGUCAGUAUUUCGAGGCUGCUUCCCGCUACGUCACCUCACAGGACUCACUUGUCGUCUCCUUUGAAGGAAUAGAGACAUUGAUGCUGGAAGGGUUAUAUCACGUUUCCACAGGCCAGAUACGGCUUGCGUGGCUUGUGUUUCGCCGAGCACUGGGUAUUUGUCACCUAACAGGGUUACACAUACCACAGCGACGGCGGCAGAACAAGCAGUCCAAGGCUACCAAUUGCCAAACAUCAAUGUGCCUCGCGACUCUAUGGUUUCGGCUGAUAUUCAUGGAUCGUUAUCUGUCUUUGGUGCUCUGUCUUCCAAUAUCUGUUCGAGACGACAGUUUUAUGGAAGACUUGGUGCUGCAAGAACCUCAUGAGAAGCUCGAGCGCACCCAGGCCGUGCUUACAAGUCGUAUCGUAACUAGAAACGAACUAAUGCAACACGGGCGUCUGGCGGAUGGGUUCAUCUACGAUCAUUACAACGAGACCAAGGAUAUUGAUUACGAGUUGAAGCGGGCAGCGCAGUCCCUGCCGGCGGACUGGUGGGCUUUUCCACGGCUAAAGGAUGCGCAUACGAAUGCAGAGCUGAAAGACAUGACAGCCAAGGUUGUCCUUCAGUUGCAUCACUAUAAUCUUGUCUUGUUGCUUCAUCUACCAUAUGUUUUGCCACGGAUUGGAGAUUGUCUUGCCGAUGAUAUGAUGCCAGAUUACACAAAUUCUAAAAUCUCCGCCAUGUUUGCGAGCCGCGAACUACUCACCCGAGCCAUCAUUCCGAUCGGCCCUAAUCGCGUGUCCUCUUCGACCCGCGGAAAUACUCUUAAAAUCGUUCUAUCUGCUUUGGCCCUUUUGCUAUCCCACUUGGAUAGCCAUCGCCUAGGUCGCGAAAAUGCCAUUGGUCAUCAACGCCCAGGCGAUUUGGUAAUGAUUGAGCGAGCCAUCAAGUGUUUGGAAACCGUGUCUUUGAAAUACGAUGACGUGCUGUGUUCCUCUGCAGCACAAUCAUUGAAGAGACUAAGCGCCCUUGAGUCGUCUGCUGCAGAUGGAAUUGGCUAUAGAGCAUGGAGUGAGCCCAGUGAGGCGAUGCAAUUGGAGUGCAUCGUUCGAGAGGAAGCGGGUAACGUCGAAAUGCUGUUCCCAUACGCGGGAACCAUUCAUAUUCUGCGACAGGACUCUCAAAACGCUGCAUCGACAAACAAUAUCGAAACUCACGUAGCAGAGACAAGAAACCCAGAUGGUGGCAUUCUGACUCCGUCUUGGGCAUGGAGCGAUUCUCCACUGUCUUUGCUGCCUGACCUUGCCUCUACUGCCUCUAGCAGCGACGAUGCACAGGAUGCAUUGCAAAAUACAUGGGGCCUCCAAAGCGGUGAUCUCGAAUGCAUCGAGGGACUCCAAGCGCCACAGCCAUUUUUACAGGACUUGGACUUUACGGAUGGGAUUUGA
Messenger RNA from Trichoderma virens Gv29-8, 2319 nucleotides. RefSeq lists its product as uncharacterized. Bases 1 to 2319 code for a protein of 772 amino acids. NCBI's taxonomy places the organism in Eukaryota, Fungi, Ascomycota, Sordariomycetes, Hypocreales, Hypocreaceae. Gene Ontology annotation, molecular function: DNA-binding transcription factor activity, RNA polymerase II-specific; zinc ion binding. Gene Ontology annotation, biological process: regulation of DNA-templated transcription. The transcript is spliced from 2 exons. The record is from RefSeq and is a predicted model, not a curated record.